Messenger RNA from Acanthisitta chloris (rifleman), 1398 nucleotides. It is a transcript of the gene NARF, whose product is annotated as nuclear prelamin A recognition factor. Gene Ontology annotation, cellular component: lamin filament. Lineage: Eukaryota; Metazoa; Chordata; Aves; Passeriformes; Acanthisittidae. The transcript is spliced from 10 exons. Bases 187 to 1389 code for a protein of 400 amino acids. Gene Ontology annotation, molecular function: lamin binding. The record is from RefSeq and is a predicted model, not a curated record.
CUUUGCAUAAUCUGCGUGGUUUAUGUUUUGUUUCAGGAAUGCAGUAAAAAACAGAAGAAUGACGAUACACAGAGUACAUCUGUUGAUGCACUGAGUACAAACCAUGGCUUUGAAGAGAAAAAUGAGUUUGAUACAUUGGCUAAUGCUAAAAUACUCCUUAGCGACUGCUUAGCAUGUGACAGUUGCAUGACAUCGGAAGAAGGAGCCAGAGUUUUCCAGCAGAAUCAGAAGGAGUUCUUUCGUGUUCUCAACCUUAAUAAGAAAUGUGAUACCUCAAAACACAAAGUGUUGGCAGUGUCUAUAUGCCCUCAGUCAUUGCCUUAUUUUGCUGCUAAAUUCAAUCUCUCUGUGAAUGAAGCAGCCAAGAGACUCUGUGGUUUCCUCAAAAGUCUUGGGGUGCAUUAUGUAUUUGACACCACCAUAGCUGCAGAUUUCAGUAUCCUGGAGAGCCAGAGGGAAUUUGUGCAGCGGUACCAGCGGAGGAACCAGGAGGAACAUGCCUUACCAAUGUUUGCCUCUGCCUGCCCUGGCUGGAUUCGGUACGCCGAGAGAGUCCUCACCAACCUGGUGACGUCUCACAUUUGCACUGCAAAGUCUCCACAGCAGAUCAUGGGCUCCCUAGUGAAGGGCUACUUUGCCAGGCAGCAGAACUUGUCUCCUGAUAAAAUUUUCCAUGUAGUUGUGGCACCUUGUUACGACAAAAAGCUGGAAGCCUUGCGGGAGGAUUUCUACACUGCCUUGUAUAAUUCACCAGAAGUUGAUUGUGUUCUGACAUCAGGUGAAAUUGUCCAAAUAAUGGAAGAGAAAAAUGUGUCUAUGAAAGAUGUGACUGAAGUAGCUGUAGAUAGUUUGUUUGAUGAAAUAAAGGAGGGAGAUGUAGUAAGGCAUGAGGGGAAGAGAUCUGAUGGUUACCUGGAGCACAUUUUUAAACAUGCUGCAAAGGAACUUUUUGGCAUGGAUGUCAAGGAAAUCACCUACAAAGCAUUAAAGAACAAGGACUUUCAAGAAGUUACCCUUGAGAAGGAUGGGGAGACAGUGCUGCGUUUUGCAGCAGCUUAUGGCUUCAGAAAUAUCCAAAACAUGGUCCUGAAGUUGAAAAAAGGAAAAUUUUUGUAUCACUUUGUAGAAGUCCUUGCCUGCCCAGGAGGGUGCCUGAAUGGCAAAGGUCAGGCCCAGACUGAGGAUGGCAAACCAGACAGAGCCCUCCUUGCCCAGAUGGAAGAGGUGUACACUGCCAUUCCUGUCAGGCUUCCAGAGACCAACCUGCACGUGCAGAAGAUGUACCAGGACUGGCUGGAGGGCAUGGACUCUAAGAAGGUGCAGGAAACUUUGCACACCACGUACAGUGCAGUCAAUCAAACAGUGAGCAGUUUGGAUAUCAAGUGGUGAGAACUCCAA